AUGACUUUCGACGUGGAGUGCAUCGAUCAACUAAGUUCCACAUUUAGCGAUAAAACUCUAUCCUUAGCCCCUGUGAAACGCUGGUACAAUGAUUUUAAUCGUGGCCAAGGUUCGCUCACUGAUGAUAUUCACGAAUUUCGUGAAAUCAGUUUUUGUUCUCUGUUCCCGAUUCCCUGUGAGAUUGAGGGAACCUUAGGCUUUAGUUCCACCAGCAUAUAUAAAAUAUUGCGCCAGCAUUUAACUGUGAGAAAGGUUUGCUCUUGUUGGAACCCACAUAAAUUCACAAAAUAUCAAAAAGAUGCUCGUGUCGUUUGGUGCACAAAUGCUCAAGAAGUACGAGAACAAUGA
Molecule: messenger RNA, 348 nt
Organism: Teleopsis dalmanni
Lineage: Eukaryota; Metazoa; Arthropoda; Insecta; Diptera; Diopsidae
Exons: 1
Coding region: 1-348 (115 amino acids)
Source: RefSeq, a predicted model, not a curated record